Molecule: messenger RNA, 507 nt
Organism: Cadophora gregata
Lineage: Eukaryota; Fungi; Ascomycota; Leotiomycetes; Helotiales; Ploettnerulaceae
Exons: 3
Coding region: 1-507 (168 amino acids)
Source: RefSeq, a predicted model, not a curated record
AUGAUGUCUCCAGACGCCGAUGAAGUCUUCGAAGACUGCAUCGAAGCACCCCCAGCCAAUACUCCGAACACUACUGAGAGCGAGAAAAAACCUAGUGGUUUUCCAUCAAGCCCAGCAACAAAGGACGGAGACAGAGGAGGCUCAAAGAAGCCCAAGACACCCCGUGAGCGACAGAUCCAGCAGAAGUUCCAAGCGGCACGAACUGAGUACGAAAGAAAACGCUACGUUGCCUGCAGAGAGAAGUGUAUGGAUCUCCUCCGCCAGCGCAACCUCCCUCGCGUUCCCAGAUGUUUGACACUCCAACUCUUCGCCUCAUGUUCAUACUACUACGGAGCCAAAAAUGCGCUUGAGCAAGCUUUAAAGAUUGCAAGUCAGUUAGGAGAUUUGGAUGCUGAUGGGGAAGUGCGAAGAGAUAUUGAAGAGCUGUUGGAGGAGCUCGAGCAGUAUCGCCCGAAUGCUGGGGAACCCCGUAUCUACAUCAAGGAGCUCGAGGAAGAUGAAUAUUGA